AUGGAUCUGAAAACGUGGAAAAAUGAUCUAAAACGGUUAUUGGACAAUUUGGAGGCCAAUAAUUGUCGGGAGCAGGAUGAGCAGAACGCGGUUGACUCGCUCAAGCGUUUGUACACCCAAUUGGGUGGACAUUUGCUCGAUGGGGUCGGGCUGAUUCCGUUUCUGAUCCGGUUCCUUUGUUACGACGAUGUGGAAUCGUACGCGUUGGCGAUCUUAAUCCUGCUUAAAUCGGUUCAAAGCCCUGAUUACGACAAGACGUUUGCCGACGCGCUAGAAGAUUUGAUGGAAAUCGACUCGAAACCUCAUUUGUUAAAGAUACUGGCCCAUUCGUUCACCAUCGCCCCCACCAUUUGUCAUCAACUGUUUCUUCAAAACAAGACUCUCAUCGGAUACAUUACCGCCGACAUCACAGACAUUAUCAAUGGAUCCGCGCAGGACUCGAAGUAUCUCGAUCUGCUGAACCUCUUCUCGGCUGCUUGUAUCGACGAGCUUUGCCGUGCUCCAAUUGCAGAUCAGUACAUGGUGGCACUGAUUCGGGCGUUGGAGAGACCAAACUUGCGAGUCAGCUCAACUGCUGCUCUUGUGGUCCUGAAGGUAUGGAAUAACGUCAAGAAAGAAACGUUCAACGACCAUAAAACUUUGUCGCUAUCAGAUCUCGAAACAGUACUCACCAAAGCUUUGGAUGAGAAUAUCGCCAAUGGAAUCGAAGGUCUCGCGUUUUUGUCGCUGAACUAUCGCUCAAUGAGAGAUAACCACCAGUUGAUUAGCAAGCUAAUGACACAUCUGGAGUCUGAUCCGUACGGUGUAGUCAGUGUGCUUGCUAAUUUAACCAAUAUCCCUAAGAAAGACCAGGUGAGCCAACUUAAAAAUAUGCACAAAAAGCCAGACGAUGAAGCGCAGUUGGUGCGGUUCAUCGAGUAUCUUGUGGAUUCGCAAAAGAUUGGCAAGAUCACCGGUCUUAAAUCUGUUUCCACCAGAGUCCAGGAGAAAGUGAUUGAGCUGAUUUAUAAUAUCUCUACAGUCAAGCAGGCCAGACCCAAGCUUGCUCAGCAGGGUGGCUAUCACACGGUGAUUACUUUUCUGGUUAACAGCUCACAGAAUAUCGAUUACAAAGACAAACUACACAUCAAGAAACCGAUUGACAACCCGGCUCUAAGACUGAUGGCCAUCAACACGUUGGCCAACAUUCUAGUGAGCAGUAACCCAAACGCUUUGUUCACAAAAUCCGAAAUUGUCACGCCUGUUCCUUUCUUGUUGGAGCCGGUGAUACAAUACGACAUUGAACUGAACGGAACAAAAACAGAAAGCCCAUUAUCUCAAGUUGAAAUUGAUCCUCCUGAAUUGUUUAAUGCACUGAUCGCGCUGAUAAACAUUUCAUCUGUCGAUGGAAUGGAUGUAAAGUUGCUCACAGUUAAAUUAGGAUGGCCAGCCAUCGGGAACCUGAUGCUCUCCGCUAACGUCCAAAUAAGACGCUCUGUGUUGGAGCUGCUUGCAAAUCUCAUAAUGACGCCGCUAUGUAUGGAGAAAUUCUUCAAUUGGAGCUCUGAGAAGGAUGAAAACUUCAAGAAUUUUCAGACUCUUAUUCGUCUGAUGGAUUUGGAAGACGGACAAUCACAACUAGCCGUGCUAAAUAUCUUGGCCAAUUCCAGCGACUUCGAUUUGAUUGCAACCAUGCUUUCCACAUCCAACUUGUUUAUUGACCAUCUGUUUGAACUGAUAGCCAAUACGGAUGAUUCUGAUAAGCUGCUCCGUGGAUUCUACAUUCUUCAAAACCUCGCCAAUCUCCCAGACCACCAACUUGUCGCGGAGGCAGCCACGAAAUACAAACUGAAAGCCGUCGUUGCCAACAUCUUCCGCACCGUUGGCGAUCUGGAAGUGCGCCACAUGGCCAUCGACUCGUUGAAAAAAUUGCAACCCUAA
This is a messenger RNA of Ogataea philodendri, 1920 nucleotides long. RefSeq lists its product as uncharacterized. The transcript has a single exon. The record is from RefSeq and is a predicted model, not a curated record. Lineage: Eukaryota; Fungi; Ascomycota; Pichiomycetes; Pichiales; Pichiaceae. The coding region runs from base 1 to 1920 and encodes 639 amino acids.